Molecule: messenger RNA, 654 nt
Organism: Salvia hispanica
Lineage: Eukaryota; Viridiplantae; Streptophyta; Magnoliopsida; Lamiales; Lamiaceae
Gene: YCF37
Product: homolog of Synechocystis YCF37
Cellular component (GO): chloroplast thylakoid
Source: RefSeq, a predicted model, not a curated record
AGAUGAAAUUAAAAGGAUGAGUUUGUUGAUCUCGGCAAAGCUACGCCAUGGCCUCCACAAACUCCUUGGUCGCAGCGCAGAUCCUCCCUCCGCACAACCCCGCUCGCUCCGCCAAACAUGCGGCGCUGCUCCCCACGCGGCGGCAGUGCCUGCUUCUGCUCAGCUCGGCGGCGGCGCUGAAGGCGGCGGAGUUGCCGUCGAGAGCGCAGGAUAUCCCGCUGUUCGGGCUGAGGAAGAGCCUCCGCAAGGUGGAGGAGGAGGCGGAGGAGAUCGUGAAGGAGGGCAUCGAGGCGGCGGACAAGGGCAUCGAGGCCACCGAGAGAGGGGUGGUGGCGGCUGAGAAGGAGCUCGAGACGGUGCUGGCCUUCGGCGGUCUGGCGCAGGCGGGGGUUGUUGCUGGAGCGGAGUUGCUUGGCGUCAUCAUCGCCACCUCCAUUGUUAAUGGGAUUCUGGGGCCGGAAGCUCGGAAAUCAUGACAUUAUUUGUAAUGUUACAAUUUCAUUUAUGUAUGUCUAGUGCUUGUUUAAUUUGUGUUAUGAGAGAGAUUCUUCGCCUCUUAAUUCAUCUAGGUAUUUGAUGAUUCUCAUAUUUAUACAGUGUACUAGUACUACAAUACUUCAUUUGCAGAAUAGUUGAGGCAUGUUUCUUUUUUCA